AGUGGUGCGGAAGCACCACGCUAUCGGCGAUAGCUUGUCGCUGUUGGCUGUGUACUGCAGCGUCGUAAGAUCAUCUUGACUACUUUCGCGUCUUCAUUCUGGACCAAUCAUGAGUUGUGCUGAACCUGAAAGUCCGCCCUUUCCUUAUUGGGUCAACAAGCAGUUCAUAGAGUCUGUGCUGAAUAAUGGAAAUGAGGGGACUGCGCUGACGGUGAAAAUAUUCGAAUCUGACUCUGCCUCCAAGCGGGGCAUGAGCUUCUCAAGCGACGUGAUCAGAAUUGUCGCGGCUGUCAGACCUGGAGAAUCCGACGCCUAUGAAAAGAGGAGCUUCGUACUGAAGUACAUGGAGAUAGACUGGGAAAGGGAAGAUGUCCCAAAGGACUUCCAGACGGAGACAAUGGCGCUGGAUGAAGUGAUCCCAGAGGUACAUAAACUGCUGAGGAGUGUGGAGGGCGAGGCGUUCCAGCCUGUGGCGCCGCUCUGCCAUGUGGCAGGCAGCACGCCCUUCCCGUUCCUCGCCAUAGAGGACCUCUCGCCAGCCGGCUUCACGACGGCGGAUGCUGCCCUCCCUCUGGACUACGAGCAGUGUGCAGCAGUGGUGCGCGCCUACGCCCGCCUGCACGCCGCAUCGGCGAGGGUCCUCAAGGACCGGCCACACUACAAAACGGUCUUUGACCCAAAGGAUACCAUGAAUGAAGGUCUGCAGGAGUACUACAAGCAGUUCUCUGACCAUCUCUUCAAAGCCGCGGCCCGGCAGCUUAGAGCUCACAGUGGGUUCGAAAGCUACGCUCAAAAGUAUGAACGGCUUGCAGAAAAAUUCACAAACGACUUCUUCAACUACUGGAGGUCAACGGAAGUAAGGCUGCCAGUUAUUCUGCACGGCGACUGUUGGAAGUACAACUACAUGUUUGCAAAUGUGGGUGGAAAUAAUAUAGAUGUUAGGCUCAUAGAUUUUCAGGGUAGCAAGGUGCACAGUGAGGCAGCGGACCUGCUGCACUUCCUGUACAGGAAUGCCAGCGUGGAGGUGCACCGCGACCACCUGGACACGCUGCUGGCCGACUACCACGGCACGCUGGUGGCGCUUCUGCGUCAGCUGGACAUGGCUGCCGAGGCGGACAGCUACCCCCUGCAGGCACUCGUCGAUGACGUGCAGGCGGGCGGCGCCUGUGGCGUCUACUACAGCGCACUGAGCCUCAUGUCGCUUACCUCGCACAGCCACACUUCCGAGUGGGGGAAGUUUUUCCAAAUCGCCGACGGUUCGGCGUCUCUCAUGGAAGAUGUUUUCAGAAAUCCCCACUAUGUUUCGUGUUUGAAAUACCUUGCACCAGUAUUUGACAGAAAGGGUCUUCUAUGAGUUAAGGUGAUAGCAGAGUGGUCUGGUGAUGAAAGAUCCUAUAUUGACUAGAAAAGUGGUUCCAACCUUUCUUAGACUAUUACACCUGAGUGCAAUCAGACGUUAUGUGGAACCCCCCCUGCACCCCCCCCCUCCCGUCCCUGCUCUCUGUUGCACCCCACUCCCCCACAUUAUCACCAACUUUAGCACCUAACUAAACUGUGGAAUGAAAGACUUUUCUUGGAACACUUAUUUUUAAAAUGAUGAAAGGUGAAUGAUAUUUACUCUGUGUGUGUGUGUGUGUGUGUGUGUGUGUGUGUGAGAGAGAGAGAGAGAGAGAGAGAGAGAGAGAGAGAGAGAGAGGGAGAGAGGGGGGGAGAGGGGGGAGUGUGUGUGUGUGCAUUAGAAGGAGUCACGAAGGAAUUCGUGGUGCAUCGCAAGUACUACGAAUAAUUCCUUCUCAGAUAGGAAAGCUAACUAUCCACAGUGGUGGACACUUAUUACAAAACGUACUUCCUCUGCGUUACCCCUUUCCUUUGUGGCACUUGCUUGGCCUACACACUGCAGUCUCAUUUAAAAUCAAACAGGUUCAGGCGAGUGCACUAUACUUACUGUUUGUAGAUCACCUUACUGCUGCAUUUCUUACUUUUGAAAUGGCGGAAAUCGGACGACUUCAGACUGUUAAUGCUUUGUGUCUGACCAGUUUAAUAAUAAUACCACCGUGUACAGCACUAUAGUAGCGAUUAUGUAGUCACUGCUGUGUCGUGCUGUCAAUUAAUUAAUUUAUCUGUCACGAAGCGAUUAAGGGAGCAAUUUCUGUACUACUGCAGUUAUUAUCUACAACUUGGAAAAUACAUUUUUUUUGGAUAUUUAAUCUACAACUUGAAAAAGACAUUUUCUUGAGAUAUUUAGCAUUUGUUAAGUAUAUGUCUCAAUUUUAUCAUCAACGAUGUACGGAUCAAAGCACAACAUAUGUCAAUAGUGGGUCGACUAUGUGAGGAACCUGUAACAUACACCGCAUUAAUGUUACUAGUUAUUUAUAACUUACGUAAUGAACAUUAGAGUCUUACAAAAGUGUGAUUAAUGGUAAUGAUAUUUGGAAAAUUAUUUAGUUUCGUGCCUGAAACAGAAUCGAAUUGUUUAGUUUUUACCCCUCAGAAAAUUUCAGUUUAUCCCUCAAGGGGUAAUUACUCCCAGGCUUGAAACCAAUGGGCUAGAAUGAUAAAUGGUGUCGACGGUACAGAUGUACGUUACAUAGUGUUCUGUGACGUGUUACUGUCACGCUUUGGAUGUUGUGAAAAUUACGGAGAAAAUACUGAUAAAUAAAGUCUUCGAUUUCACUAUA
Schistocerca serialis cubense is the source of this 2678-nucleotide messenger RNA. RefSeq lists its product as uncharacterized. The record is from RefSeq and is a predicted model, not a curated record. Bases 110 to 1354 code for a protein of 414 amino acids. Lineage: Eukaryota; Metazoa; Arthropoda; Insecta; Orthoptera; Acrididae. The transcript is spliced from 3 exons.